CCAGCGAACGCAGAAGAACUUAAAAGAAAAUUUGUAGCUGAAGUCUAACUUUCAUACCGGACCAACAUUUCCUGUAUUUGAUGUCAGUAUCUUAGAUUAUAAGAACUACAUCAGAGAGAAACCCCCUGCCAGGUUUCCACCCUACAGGUCAAUCCUGCCUCUCUGCAGCAUCCAAGUGCUGAAGUGAGAGAAUAUGCCUGUGCCAGUAUUUCCAAGCUGUUGCAGCAGAAGCACGUCAUCCCAGCCUUCCUGCAGAGGGACGUUGUGCGGUGUUUGGGGCCGUUGCUGAUGGAUCACAGCUUGGCUGUUCGGGAAACAGCCGCAGGUGCUCUCCGAAAUCUGAGCGCUUGUGGAGGAUAUGAAGUCUGUGAUGACAUGGUGACAAAUGACAUUAUGACACCCCUUGUUGCACUUCUGAAAGAGUGUUGCACUGAGCUAGAUGCUAACCAGCUCUCUCCAAAGAAAUGCAGAGAGACAAACAAAAAUUAUAUUGAAGACAUAGCCAAUGAAGCUAUUAAUUUGCUGUGGAAUAUAUGUGAAUGCAACAAUACCGCUGUGUACAUAUUCAAUAAAGAAGGGUGUCUGGAGGCUGUGUUACAUUACAUGAAGAAAUUUUCCACAAAUGUGGAUCUGGCUAUUUCAGUAGCAAACUGCUUGCAGGCAGUGACAGAAGAUAAUCCAGACCUUCUUUCUUCAUUUAAUGCUUCUGCACAGCAAGUAUUGGAAACAGUGAUGUUGUGUCCAGAGAGCACAAUGAAGCAUGUCCUGCUGAGAACACUGAUAGCAGGCACUAUCUGGAAUAUCAAGGAUACCAUUCCACCAGGCAGCCUGGGAAGCAUGGUUAAUGCAAUCCUGAAGAUUUUCUCAGAAUCACUGGCAAUAGACGCUGGUGAAACAAUUAUUCGUAUGAAUGAAGCUGAAAAAAACAGGUUAAAACUUGCUGUGGAAGCAGAAACAGAGGAAAACAUGAGUGAUGUGGUGGACAACUGUGUUUUGAGUGAAGAUGAUAACAUGGAAGAAAUACCAAAAAGAAAACUCAGGAGAGAAAAUGAUGUUUCAGAUUUACUUCCAUCUGAUAAGUGGGAACUGAAAGAAGUGACAGCUUUACUGACAGCUCAGCAGACUGCUCUGGAAAUCAUUGUUAAUAUGUGCUGCAGUGAAGAUCCCUCUGAUGAUGAGUGGGAAGAACUCUCCAGCAGUGAUGAAAGUGACUUGUUCAUGGAAAACUCAUACAAUGAGGGAGGGGGGCUGCUGAUGACACCCCUGUGCCUCUCUGAUGAGGUUCACUCAGCGUUUCUAAACAACCUCAUUCCAAAGAAGAUUCUUGAAAAAACUGCUUUUCCGAACAGUGUUGCUCUAGACAUCUGUAUGCACAAUCCGUCUUGGAAACCAUUAAUUAAAAAACUGAAUGCAGUGCAGUGUAGAGCUUUAACAUGUCUUCAUAGCAUUUUGUUAGUGUCAGAUGUGGAUUGUCUUGGAGGAGCUUCAGCACUUCAGUCCCUUGCACAGCAUCUCUCACAGUUGAUCUUUUCUAAAACAGAACUCCCUGCAGACACUGAAUUCCUGGAAGCCAUAACCAGUGCUUUGAGGGCUCUCCUACAAACAAUGGCAUCAAAGAACAUCUCCCAGUGUAUGACUCCUGAGCAGCUGUUGGCUUUAUGUGAAGCUGGUAUUCGCAGCAGCAAUGCCAGUGUUAGAGUGAACGUAGUGAGCAUCCUUGGAAUUUCUGGCAGCGUCCUGGCAAAAGGACAAGAUACAGCUGAAACACUAAAGAUGAUUGGAAAAUUUCUUCUUGAAGUUGCUAUGAAGGAAUCUUCUCUUGUGGUAGCAGGGGAAGCCUUGGAUGCACUUUUUGAUGUAUUUGCAGAUGGUAAAGAAGCAGAAAAGGCGGCGGUGCAGAUCAAGUUGCUUCCAACACUGAAGGAAUUUCAGCCAGUGUUCAGAACCAGGAUGCGAAAAGAAGGCAAAGGACAAUGUAGUACAGAUCAACUGUGUGUUCUUGACAAUGUGAGGAUGAAUUUGAGAAGAUUCAUUGCAUAUCAGGAGACACUAGGGAAAACUCCAACUUGAAACAUCGAAGAACUUUUAAGGUUUCCCUUAUUGAGUAAGGUUUUCAAAAAAUAUAACCAUUUUGAACUUCUAAAAUUUACUGAGCAGAGCAGUUUUGCUUUGAUGUCAAUACUACAUUUUGUAUUGUUCAGUAUUUUUAUACACUUGGGUUGAUGCAAUAUGUAAGUCACACCAGCACAAAAAACCCCGUAGCAUACUCUGAGAUUGUUGCAGUGAUAAGAAGGUGCUCCUGCAGCCCUGAGGUCUGUACACAGCACCACUGUCGUUGUUCAGAAAUCUUCAUGUACCCUGACAGAAAACUAUAAUUGCGUGAAGAGGUAAUUUGGAGAAUAUUCUCGGUUAGGUGCCAGAUCAAGAAAAAAAAUUAAAAAGCUCAAGAUAUAUUUAAGGGAAUCGAGCAGUGGCAGAAUGUUCUUAUUUGCUGUUUGCUCUUACCUGUUCCUAGAAUUGCACAGGCACUUGUGGCAAGCUUCCCAAGAGAAGUUUGUGACAAGUGUGUAGAUUCCUGUCAGCACUUGGUUCUGUUAUUUCAUGAGGAGAAAACUGUUUCAGAUUCAUUUAUGAUGGCUUUUUGCUGUGGAAAUCUGUGUAAGCAGAUCCUACACUUAGAUGCAGCUACCGGUUUUUACUUUAUUUCGAUUGGUAUUUCUGAAAAUCAAGUGUCUUAAUUUACAUUCUUCCUUGUAAUUCUACAUCAGGAUGAAUGUGAAUUCAAGGAAGUAAUAAGCCAAAUAAAAAACAUUUUUUAUAUUGAGGUAUUACCUAAAGUAAAUUUAUAAUUGCUUAAAAUACCUUUUAGAAAUAUUUGCGAUGGAGAUUUUUAAGCUGUUAUUUUCAAAAAUGUCACCGAUUCAUGAAGAUUGUAUGUAGACUUCCAUAUAUCAAGAACUUUGGUUUUGUUUCUUUGAAUGACAUUCUAUCAUACAUAUUUUUCAAGAAAAAAACCAAAACACAACCAAACACAAAAGUAUUUUGUUGUGCUGGGUUUUGAAAUAGGAGGGUUUUUCCCCUCUCUCUUAAUGCGCUGUCUUAGCACAGGCAUCUAGUUUUUGGCAAAAUUUUGCCCAUGGUGUUAAGCAUGGAACUUAUAAAGACCAAAUUUGCUCAGUUUGUUAGAUUUCAGUCUCUAAGAUUGGAAAGCAGACUUGGGAACUGACUGGAUAACUUGCAAAUUACUGACUUUAUGAAAUCCUGGCAUAUGGUAUUUUGUCAAAUGCAAGAGAAAGUGAAAGAUGAGUUUAAGCAGCUCUACUGCCUGGAAGUCCUGUCACUGCUGUGACUUUGCAGGAGUCAGAUGAAAUGUGUGAUGUGAUGCCUGCUAAUCAAACGAGUGAGAGUGUGCGACUGGGAGGGCUCCAGGGUCACUGAGCAUGGCCUGGAGAAAUCCAGGAGAAGUCAUGAGCAGCACGGUCGAGAGGUUAUCCAGGGAUUUGGAAGGGCAGGCAGUGAAAAGGGCCGGAGUGUAACACCUGAGGAAAGGUGGAUUAUGGCAUAAGACUGCACAGUGUGUGGAUUUUAAUCCUUGUGUUAGUUAUACUUGCUGUACACUGAGGACAGUAUAAUAUUAGCCUGAUGAAAGGUAUUAAUAUUUGUUUAGCCCUUAAAGGACUUCCUUGUGGGAUGUUCUGCUCUCAGUUUCUGGGUGCUACAUUGAAUUGGAGGAUGAUCUAGAUUGGAAAGGAUCUCUGGAGGUCUCUUAGUGUAGUCUCUGGAGUCAGACAGGUUGUGCUACGCCUUGAACAUCUUCCAGGAUAGAAAUCUCACAGCUAUGGCAGCCUUUUCCAGGGCUUGAUUGCCCUCACUUGAAAUUCUUUUUUUUUCCUUUUCCCCUUUGUGCCUUGUAGGACUUCCCCUGCUGCAAAAUGCACCUCUUGUCCUUUGCACACCACCUUGAAGAGUCUGGCUUCAUCUCAUAACCCCCACUUGUUAGCUGAAAACAACAAUUGAAUUCCCCUCUUCUUCAGGCCAAAUACACCCAGCUCCCUUAGCCCUUCCUUGUACUAGCUGGAGUUCUGACCCUCUAACCAUCCUAAUGGCCUUCUGCUUGACCUGCUCUACUGUGCCUCGUACUGAGGGACCCAAAACUGAACACACUUCCUCAAAUGUGAUCUCAUAAGUGCUAAAUAGAGGGAAGUAAUCAGUUUUCUUAACCUGCUGGCCAUGCUCCUGCCAAUAGAGCCUGUUAUUUGUUAGCUGUCAUCACUGCAAGGGUGCACUGCUGACUUUUCUUCAACUUACUGUCCUCCAGGACCCUUUGGUCCAUCUCUCCAAAGCUGCUCUUUGGUCAUUCAGUCAAGAGCCUGCUCUGUUUCAAGGGAUAACUGUCCCAAGUGUAGGACUUUGCAUUUUACAUCAAGUGUAGCAGUCAGAAUCUGGUUCCUGGGGACUGUUGGAAAAAUAGAGUAUGUUAUUUUCUGUUUAGGGGUUUUCUUUUAGUUUAAUAAUGAGAGGAAACAUUUCUUCUUCAAAUACGAAUCCGAAAGUUGCAGAAAAAUAUAUAGAAGAUAGGGCAUCCGCUACAAAAAAUUGUUUUCUUAAUACAGUCUAUCAGACCAUGUUUUUUUCCUUCAAGUGAAAAAACAAACUGACAUUUAGAUCUUACACUAUUCUGACAGUAGGAAUGCAUAGAUUAUUUUUUUGCUAUGCACUGAUCAGUUGAAUGUCUUAAAUAUUGUGUCACAGGUGCAUAGUAUGAACCAUAUUGCUUGCAGAAGUAUAUGAUUUUUAGUGCUUCUAUCUUCUGGUACACAUGCCAUUUCAAGCUAAUAGCCGAAAGAGAAAUGAGGGCACAGGAAAGCAUUUUGUUUUCUUGCAAGUUUGUACUAAACCCCUGACAUACCAACCCUAAAACAAUCCCUUCACCUGUUCCAUCUGAGGAAACCAGAGCACUUCAGUGGGCCUGUUUGGCUGAGAGCAUGAAACACUGACAAGCUGGUGGCCCUGUCUCCAGCUCACCAGGUAUGUUUGGGUGAUAGCAAGGUGAGCUGGAGCUCUUGGGAGGUGUUUUUGUACUCCAUUGCUAAUAUUAAUGACAUUAGAUGUGAUUUCCUAAUAUCCCGUGUUGUAAGAUCUUUGCCAAAGUCUAUUGCCCUUACCAGUGGCCCAUGGCAAAAUGGAGCCUCCAUCUUCCUUUGGGGUUUCUAAGAUACUAUAGUUAUCUAAUAAUAUUAAGCCAACUGUGUAUUUUGAUGUCCGUAUUUUUAUUUCUCUGAAUGGGAAAAAUCUUACUCUGUCAUCUGCCCAGCUGCCAGGUCAGUGUCUGAGUGAGAGGUAAAAAAUUUGUAUGUUAAUUUAGAGAGCACAUCGUGCUUGUAAGGGACAAGAUGGAAAUAAUAGAAAGACAUGGAUAACUUCUGAAGACUUGCAUCUAUGGAAGACAAGCAAGUUAUCAGUGAUUUAAAGAAGUGUCAGAUCAUGGCCUAAAGCCAGAUGAGAUAUAUAGGUACAGAAGAGCUAAACUGUAAGAUUAGGGCUAUGAAAGUUGUUCUGAUGCAAUUAAGGAAAAUUAAGGCAGCAGCAGAAGUGAUGAUGUGCAAAUUAAAUGUUUUGGGCACUCUUGACACUGGUUUAUUUUAGUAGGUUUAGGGUAGGCUUCAGAUGAAGGCAAGAUCCUUGACAACCUCCAAAGGGAAAGACAGAUCUUGAAGAUACUUAAAGGGUGGCAGAAAUUGGACUGAUCUAGGCAGUGUGCAGCAUAAGUAAAUUGAUGCUAAAUAGAUGUAAGUGAUCUUCAUCAGUUCAUGUAAUCACACAGAUAAGACUGGUAUCAAAACAGGUGUCUGAAUUUGUUUGCUUAUUCUGAUCCCUUAUUCUGAUCCCUAAGGCAUCAUCUGUCUGUACUUCAGUUAAAAACUGCAAUCCUUGGAAAGCAUGGAUUGCUGCUUUAGUUGUCUCCCUGUCUGACACUGAGCACAACAGAAUCUGAGUCUUGAGAUGUAAUACCAAAAUAGGUGCUGAAUUUACAUCGGUCUGUGGUGUCAAGUAAAGAGUGUGGAGGGGGCUGUGGGCCUCCUGCCCUGUUCAGGAGCAGUGGGACCCUGGCAUUUGCUGCUGCUUUAGUUUCUGCAGCCUGCAAAAUGUUGAAUCCCCAACUGUGUAAAGAAGGAGUUAUCAUUGCUGUAUGGUUUUAUUUUUACCCUCUACGAAAAGAAACAAGUGGCAAGAUUUAAAUGAGCUUUUGUUUUGAAGUACUUUUUUUAUACAUCAUGCCUUGACAUUCAGAAGAUGGCUGUAUACCACAGUAGAGUCAAUAGCUGAACUAUUUGGGGGUUAUGGUGUGUGUUGAAGGUAUUGUUUUGCAUAGCAUGUGGUUUUUUUAAGGAUUGUCAUCUUAGAGGAACAAGAAUAACUUCAACCAGUACUACUUGGCUUGGUUUUAUGUUUGUAUUUUAAGAGAAAAAUAUAUAAAAAAUGAGAGCACAAUAAAAUUACAAAAUAAGAACUGUGUUGGAAAACAAAUUAAUUUAAGAUUUGUUUGUAGUUUAAAUGUUAUAAAUGAAAUGCAUAUCUUGUGGAAUAUUAACAUAAAAAAAGCCCAACCAAAAAUGCCCAUAAACUCAAGUUCUGUUUUCUUAGUAAGUGAUUUUCAGUAGAAGCAUUUCCAGAGGACUGGAUAGAAACAUCUAGCCUUACAUUUACUUUCGCAAAUUCCAAUUCAGGCAAUGGCAGUGGUAAUUGAAAAUAAUGUAAUUGUUUCUUUUUGGCACAGGUGACUUGAGCAAACAGUCUAAAUAUAGUUUGAGCUGGACAUGCUGUUAAGAUAUAUAACAGUAAGGUAUUUGGCAAAAACUGAAAACUCUUGACAGUCAGGUCAGAUUAAGGAACUUGAAGUUUUUCCAUCAGGGCUGACAAUAAUGGUGAGCCUUCCUGUUUGAAGAAGCUUUUAUUGACUGCUGGGGUUUUUUGGUCUAAUUUCCAUAUAAAUUCAAACUGUUAAUUUUUGUGCCUUCUGGGAAAAAUAGGAGAUGUUAAAGACAAUUCACUUCAAUUUCAUUUUGUUUCUGUGUUAUUUUUGCAAGUUUCUUGUUUCUGUGAGAGGCAUUUUGUCAUACAUACAGACAUAGUUCAGUGACCACAUAAAACAUAGUUUGAGACUUGCACACAAACGGAUAUGGUAAGAUGCCUUUUUUCCCCUCAGAUCUGGGUUUCAGGAACUUGCAUUACUGCUACAUUAUGGGCUUAAAUCAAACAGCUUGGGAAGUGAACUAAGAUCCUACUGUAACAAUCCAUAUGCAGUUGGAAUGAUCGUGGCUGCUACGUGUUCUCAACACAGGGAGAGUCCUGAUGCAGCCCUGGGGUUGUGAGGUGCUCACAUAAAUCAUGUACCAGCGCUUCAAGAUGCACUGGGAUUUCAGUAAACCUUCUCCAGUUUUGUGUGCCUGUUAUGAUAGAAGUCCCAUCAAGGAUUGUUUUCUCUCUCCUCUGACAUAUGAAUUUUUUUUUAGAACUUUUAAGGAAUAUUGCAUUGGCCUCUUUCCUCCUCCCCUCCCCUUCAAAUGGAGAGUGAAAAGCACUUCCAGAAUUUAACGGAAGAACGGCUGAUUCAGCCAGUAAAUGCAUGAUGUUUCUGAAUAACCUUUUCUGGCAAGUUCUCUUUUUAGUGAGUAAAAGAGUUAAAUUCAGAGUGUUGAUUAAACAAAACACUCCAAACCAUAAUUAAGUGUGGGUUUUGUUUGUUUUUUAUGCCCCCCUACCUGGGUAUACUUCCUUAUCUAAAGCAUUUGUGGUACUUGUGUCAUGUCCUGGCUGUAUUUGCUUGGGACUAGGGUUGCUACAGAGGAAUCCUGUAAAUUAAUAAACCUCAGUCUUAUAAUAAAACUUGUUUGUAUUUAUGUGCUGCGAGUGUAGACCAAAUCAUGGGGUUUUGCAGAAUUAACUUUAUUAAAAAAGUAAAGAAAACAAACCAGUUUUUUCUUCUGUUACUGUUAUCUCCUUAAGAACAACAAAAGCCUUUAUUUGACUUAAGCUUUUUUCUGUUGCAUUAAAAGUUUAUGAAUUCAAACCUUUUUAUUUGCAUCUUUGGUGUGCAGGAAACAUCAGGAUAGACCUUUUUCAUUGUCUUUUCCUGCUAUGCUUAUAAUUUUCAGAAUAACUGAAGAAUACGGGCUUUGGAAAAUAGGGUUAUUCAUAGUGGGCUUUCCCCAUUUCCGAGGUGUGUUAAAGUCCUACCAGCUUCCACUUGGCUUUUGGUAGUAGGUUUAGGUAAAAAUCCUAAUUUUCAAAGCAAUUAGGUUUGUCAACUCAAACCUCAAAUUUCAACCACAGCUUGCUGUGGUUGGUUUUCUCUUGGGCAAUGCAGAUCAGACAUGCCGUGACAGAAUAGAGGAGAGUUGAGGACAAAAAUGUCCUGCUCUGGGAGGGUGGGGAGAAGCCAAAACUUCAGUCUUUGGUUGUCACCAGGAAGUGGUGCUAAGUCGUCUUCUUUGCAAACUUCGUGGGACGCUUGGAAUUGGAAUGUGACUUUUUAAUUCCAAAACCUCCACCUCCAGCUUCCUAAAGAGAAAUCCUCUCCCGUGCAAUUUGUCACUGGGGGAAGAAGCACCAGGCCCUCCAUGCAGCGUGCUGGAAACUUUGUAGCCGAUAUUAAAGAUGUUUUAAGGCUGUAGUACGAAAACACUAAAAAUAAAACUGAAAUUGACAAGAA
This is a messenger RNA of Neopelma chrysocephalum (saffron-crested tyrant-manakin), 8713 nucleotides long. RefSeq names its product HEAT repeat containing 3 (gene HEATR3). The transcript has 15 exons. The record is from RefSeq and is a predicted model, not a curated record. Lineage: Eukaryota; Metazoa; Chordata; Aves; Passeriformes; Pipridae. The coding region runs from base 289 to 2070 and encodes 593 amino acids. Gene Ontology annotation, biological process: protein import into nucleus; ribosomal large subunit biogenesis.